AACGGUACGGGGCGGGGCGCCGAGGCAGGGCGGCCCCUUGGUUGGACGUCCCGGCAGCCGCUUGAGGGAUGGGGCGGUGUCGGCCGGGACCUCCUCCUUCAUUCCCUCGGCGGGCCGAGCCUCCCCUCUCUCCCGCCCCUCCUCCUCCCUUUCCCACCCCUCGGAGUGGAGCUGCACAUGCGGCUGCUCCCUGCUCCGUCCCGCCCAGCCACCGUCGCGCAGGAACGGGUCCCUGCAGCCCCCAGCCGAUGGCAGGGCAGUAGCCGCCUGUCAGAGGUCGUGAACGGCUGAGGUAGACGCAGCGGCUCCCGGGCCUCAAAAAAGUGGGUGUCUCUGGAGGCCAUGGGCUCCCCGGAGAUGGAGCGCAGGGAACCCCUGCCCGCGACAGCGCCGCGGGAGCGGGAGAGCCAGAGCUGCGGCUGUCGCGGGGCCCCUGCUCGGGCGGGCGAAGGGAACAGCUGCCGGCUCUUCCUGGGUUUCUUUGGCCUCUCGCUGGCCCUCCACCUGCUGACGUUGUGCUGCUACCUAGAGUUGCGCUCGGAGUUGCGGCGGGAACGGGGAGCCCUAUCCCGCCUUGGCGGCCCGGGCACCUCUGGCACCCUAAACAGCCCCGGUGGCCUCGACCCUGACAGCCCCAUCACCCGUCACCUUGGGCAGCCGUCACCUCAGCAGCAGCCGCCUUUGGAACCGGGAGAAGCCGCACUCCCCUCUGACUCCCAGGACGGGCACCAGAUGGCCCUAUUGAAUUUCUUCUUCCCUGAUGAAAAGCCAUACUCUGAAGAAGAAAGUAGGCAUGUUCACCGCAAUAAAAGAAGCAAAAGCAAUGAAGGAGCAGAUGGUCCAGUUAAAAACAAGAAAAAAGGAAAGAAGGCAGGGCCUCCUGGACCCAAUGGCCCUCCAGGACCCCCAGGACCUCCAGGACCCCAGGGACCCCCAGGAAUUCCAGGGAUUCCUGGAAUUCCAGGAACAACUGUUAUGGGACCACCUGGUCCUCCAGGUCCUCCUGGUCCUCAAGGACCCCCUGGCCUCCAGGGACCUUCUGGUACUGCUGAUAAAGCUGGAACUCGAGAAAACCAGCCAGCUGUGGUGCAUCUACAGGGCCAGGGGUCAGCAAUUCAAGUCAAGAAUGAUCUUUCAGGUGGAGUGCUUAAUGACUGGUCUCGCAUCACUAUGAACCCGAAGGUGUUUAAGCUACAUCCCCGCAGCGGGGAGCUGGAGGUACUGGUGGACGGCACCUACUUCAUCUAUAGUCAGGUAGAAGUAUACUACAUCAACUUCACUGACUUUGCCAGCUAUGAGGUGGUGGUGGAUGAGAAGCCCUUCCUGCAGUGCACACGCAGCAUCGAGACGGGCAAGACCAACUACAACACUUGCUAUACCGCAGGCGUCUGCCUCCUUAAGGCCCGGCAGAAGAUCGCCGUGAAGAUGGUGCAUGCUGACAUCUCCAUCAACAUGAGCAAGCACACCACCUUCUUUGGGGCCAUCAGGCUGGGUGAAGCCCCUGCAUCUUAGAUUCCCCCCAUUUUGCCUCUGUCCAUGCCCCUUCCCUGGGUCUGGGAGCCAGGACUCUCAGAACCUCCAAGUGCUGCUGUGGAGUGAGGUAUAUUUGUGUUGCAGCCGCAGAGAGAAAUGCCCCAGUGCUAUUUAUUCCCUAGUGACUCCAGGGUGACAAAUCCUGCUUGACUUUCCAGAAUGAUCUUGACUUAACAGGACAGUGGAUGGAGCCCCAGGGUUUACAUGAAGCAGAACCUUCUUCUUUGGUUCCAUGUUGACAGACCUUACGGCAUGACUCUUCAACCCCGAGGUCCCUGUGAUCAGAUCUAUUGUUCGUUGCACUAAAAUGAGGAUCCAGAGCAGCAGGUCAGAGAAAGCAAAAGUGCACUCCAGACUCUGGGGGUGGACAUCUGACCCCAAGGGGGCUGCUGCUCCUCUCUUGGGUAGGGUGGUGGCAGGGGCAGAGUGGGAAGGGAGCAUUGCAGCCUAAGAAGGCCAGGGAGGGAAAGGCAGGUGCUUUUAGCAGAGACCACGAGAGAAACCUGCCAAGAGAGCAUCCUUGGCAGUGGGAAUGUUCUUUCUGCUCUGCACUGUGGCCUGCAGGAGGGUCUUCCCACUCCAGCUGACACCCACAUUGUGGCAGCUUGCUGGGCUUUGGGAAGGGGAAGUUCGCUCUGCCUUAUAAUAGUCACGGGGAAUGGACACAAACCUGCCUGCAUAAGAACCUGAAUCUGUACAUGGGUCACAUGUCUCUCAUUUUGUUUACAGCUGUGCUCCACACUCAGAAAACUCCCUGGGGUCCCCUUCCAGUUGUCCCCAUUCCCAGCUCAACUAGAACUCAUGUCUUCUUUCUCCACAGAGCCUACCUCUGUCUGAGACAGGUGACUAACCUGGGAUCUGUGCUCAUGCGAGUCUGGGAUAUUCUUUAGUUUACCUGGGCACAAAAAGAAUUUUCCAUUUAUUAAGCAGUACAAAUGUUUUUCAUCCAAUCCUAAUCGAAUUCUGUCUGGGGACAAAGGGUUGGACUGGAUGACCUCCAGAAGUCCCUUCAAGUUCUAAUAUUUGUGACUCUUAGCAGGUAGCCCUCACCACAGCCUUCUAAAUUCCCAAACCAUAGACUGCUCCUGGGCAUUAGCAAGGUAGAGCCUUUUUACCUGGCCCAGAUAGGGCAAGAGGUGAGGAUAGGACAGAGGGAUUUUGUUCAAGUUUGCUGCAACCCAAGUGAACAUUAGGCCAGACUUUACCUGAAAGACCAGCAGCUGAUGCCAUACUGACCCAAUCUUUCUUCACUCUGGCUUCAAAAAGCCACAGCAGAGCAUGGUCACUGCAGAUUGCUCAUGCUGCUCCCUUGAAGCCAGGCUCAGGAGAAGCCAGUAUCUAGGCACUGGGCAGGGAUCUGCUCCCUAGUUCAGGUCCAAAUGCACCUUCCCCUAAACCCCAAGCUUCCCACUGGAUCAUAUGAUAGACCGUCAUGGGCCUUACUACAAACUGCCUGGGCUCAGCCUGGCUUCUGGGUGCUAGGUCCAGCCCAAACCUAGGAAGGCCAGCCUUGUACAGUCUGCUCCUCUUGCUCCUGAAAUGUGUUUCCUUUUCAGGAGAUGGGGAAUAAGUUCCUUCAGGCAGCUGAAAUCCACCAAGAACAGCAGAUACUUAUUUCUCAGCUGUGCCUUCCCUUUCUAAGCAACCACACUGCUUGGACCUUCAAGGGUCAGGGUGAAAGGAGAUGGACUAGGCCUCCAUUGUCUGGUUGCUAACGACAGCCUUGCAGCCCAAGGUGAGGUGAACUCCAGGCAUGUAUCUGGCCCUAACUCCUAUAAAGUGCCUUGGACAGUCUGCAGUUGUAGCAGGAACCCACAAGAACCUCUCCAUGUUUGGAAAAUAAUUUAUCUUUUAUAAUCUUUGAAGAAGGCAAGGCUGAUAAUAUGACAAACAUCAUUGUUUAGAUGAGGCUCAGAGGAGUUAAGUGCAUUGACCAAUUUAAGUCACAGACCUGGGGCUUCAGCCAGGUCUGACUCCACAGCUGUUCCAUUACACCACAGCAUUGUAUGGAAUUUGAGGUCUAGAGAGAAUGAAUAAAAGUGGUAAUUUGGAACUGAAAUUCUUGAGGGUUCUAGGGAGAAACCCAGAGAUGCCAAUUUUUAUUCCUCAGUGGUAAUACCUGUCCUCUUGGCUGCCAGGGGCUCUGUGGAAAAAAGAGUGAGACAUUUCUUUGGGAAACAGCCAUCAUCCUUAGAGCUCUUAUGUUCAGAAGAAUCUUCCUGGCACCAUGUUGAAGUAGCACACCUCUGGGACCCACAGAACUGGUGGCCUUUAUGUUCUUUCACCCAUCCAAGGAACCACCCAACCAUCGUGUGUGGAGCCCCUGCUGUGGGAAAGGUUCUCCUUUCAUUACCCUACAGACAGCUUACAGGAGCCAGCCCCCUUCCCACAACUACUAGUGUGACUCCUUAUCUCUUUCCUCCAUACCUUUGAGAUUUUGAUACUACCAGGGUCUCUCAAAGAUGGAGGGAAGACCUAAAAGAGGACCGGUUCUGAGGCCAGAAGGGUGUGAGGAGAGAGAAGGAAAAGUCUUCCUAGUUGUGCUCCAGACAUGGAGGGGAUGACAAAGGAAAUAGGAUUUUCACUGGACUCUUGAUUCUUUCUGAACCUUCCAAAGGAACUCUAGAGAGCAAGGGAUGAUGAGGGAAGCAAUAGGUAGCUGGGGAGCCCUAUUGCUGCUAAGUCACUGGCAAAGUGACGAAGCAAUUUACAGAUGAGAGAAUGUGGAAAUAAAUGUGCAGUUUGGAAUUAUGCUGGUGUGAGUUUGCCAGAGGACCCAGGCUAGCAUGGAGAAUGGGAUGAGGACAUUUGUGGGCAAGCAGAUGACAGAGGUCUGAAGGAGAAUUGCAUGGCAGGAGUCUCUGCCAGCUACUUGGGCUUCAACAGCCAAGCUGGCACAGAAGACAGCUGGCAGAGACUGCUUCACUACUGGUUACCUAGAAAAGUAGUAUUUGCCUAUUUCCCCCUUCAUCCAUCCUGAGCCAAAUUUCUUUUGCUGAACAGGAAAGAGCUAGGAACCCUGGAGGUAAACGAAGACUUUAAUCCAUUUAUGAGUGUGUGUGUUUAUGUAACUUCCUGUGGAUGCAAAUAGAUUCAGAGAAAUGUAGAGCUAAAAAGGCCCUUAGAGGGAAUCUAGCCCAACCUACAUUCCACCCUAUGUUACUUAUGCAGAAACUGAGGCCCAGAGAGGGAAGAUGACCUACCCCAAGUGGUGAGCAAGCCCCAACCUCCAGACUCAGCAGAGUGAGGAGGUAGAGCAGUUCCUGUCCUACACAGCUGUCUUCUUUCUUCUACCCACAGACUCCAGGCUGGAAGUGCUUGGCCCCAUUCAGGAGCCUGGCCAGGCAGGGAGAGAGCAGCUGCAGCUCUUCCUCCUCCCAAGGCAUUCUCCCAGCUCCAGCCUCUAGACUGGAAAGCAGAGACUGGCCCGGUACCAGCAAGUCCUUAGGCUACUGUAAUGCUGCCUCAGGACCCAUCCCUACCUGGAGGCUCCCCUAGGCCCUGUGAGCACAAAGAACAAAGCUGAUUUUGUCUUUUAAUUAAUUUCAGGAUUCUCCAGGAGGACUUUCAGUGUGUCAUUUCUUUAUUCCUCCAGCUGGGAUUGGGGGGUGGGCUUUGUUGUGAGAAUGGCCUGGAGCAGGCCCAAUGCUGCUUUUGGGGGUCAGCAUCCAGUGUGAGAUACUGUGUAUAUAAACUAUAUAUAAUGUAUAUAAACUGGGAUGUAAGUUUGUGUAAAUUAAUGGUUUAUUCUUUGCAAAUAAAGCGCUUUCCCCGUCUGUUCUUGAAA
Molecule: messenger RNA, 5320 nt
Organism: Callithrix jacchus (white-tufted-ear marmoset)
Lineage: Eukaryota; Metazoa; Chordata; Mammalia; Primates; Cebidae
Gene: EDA
Product: ectodysplasin A
Biological process (GO): immune response; animal organ development
Cellular component (GO): membrane
Molecular function (GO): death receptor agonist activity; tumor necrosis factor receptor binding; death receptor binding
Source: RefSeq, a predicted model, not a curated record